AUGGCAUCAAAAUAAUCAGUAGAUCUACACGGCGAUGGUCUAGUUGAAAAUUUGUUCCAUUUCAUCUGGUCUAAGGAUUGUCUUUUUAAAUCAGGUCCACAAGUCUUAAUUCCUGAUACAAUAAUAUACAGAUUUGAGCAACCAGCGUUUUGGUACUUUUCCAAGAAAACUGAUGGGACAAUUUUAAGAAAAAAUAAGAAAAAUCUCAAUAAUAAAUCUAUUGAGGAGGCAUUUUUAAAGAAUAUUAGUGGCAGCGGCAUUGUUGCUGUCUAUAUUUACAACAAAACAGAAAGAAACAUAGUAAAUGUGAUGAAUAAGCAGUAGAAAAUCAGAAUAAAUGAAUAGUAGUAGGAUUAUGAUAUUGAAUAAGAUGAUGAAUUAGCUAAUGCUAACUAUGAUGGCUUGAGUAUUCAUCAACGUAAGAACUCUCAAAAGGUAUUGAGGAUAGUAUGGAGUCCAAAGAUAUGUGUAUUUGAAAGAAAAGAAAACCUGAAGGACUUAUAUGAUUAAAAGUAUGAUAUGUAUGAAAGAGUAGUGACCUAUGAAGGAGAGGAUAUCUCUUAGCAUAUCUCCAAUGUGACUUUUGAAAAAAUAAGACCAAACAGAAUGGUGUUGAAUUUUAAGAUUGACAAAAAUGAUAAGAUUUGGUUAUUAUGGUGUUCAUCAUUGAGAAUAGAGGGUAAAACUUACAAAUCUGAAGAUAUUAAAAUGGUUGAAUUUUCAGUUCCUAAAAACUAAACUCUAAAUGCUCUUCCUUUAAGAAUUGAGCAUAAACCAUCUUUGCCUAUAACCAUAAGGCAUGGCCAAACUCACUCAUCCAAGGCACCAACUAAUUUGCAUAGGGAAAGUAAAUGCCUUAGUUGUAACUUUCUAAUGGAACCUGAUAGAAUGUAUGAAAUUACGAUGAAGAUGGUUAUCUAAGACCAUGAUUUAAGAGCUUUCAAGGAUUCUAAAUAUUUAGUUUAAAGAGAAAUUUAAAAUCCCAAAGAUCUGGUAGAAAGGUAAAAUAGCCUUCUGAAAGGAAUUGAAAUAAAGCCAGCUCCUAAAAACUUUGAAAAUGAUAAUGCUGAUACAUAAGAAAAAAAAGAGGAGAAAAAAGAAAUGUAGAAGUAAUGGAAAAGAGUGUAAAGUGCAGGCGAAAUGAGGAAGACUGAUGAUUUCAGGACCACACAAAACUGGAUUCAAAAUAUUCUAAGCAAGGAUAAACCCAAGAUUAAGACGCUGAUUAUUCCUUUCAUACUCAAAUAGCUAUAUCCCUAAAUGACACUGCAUCAAUAUUAGGAACUAAAAGAAGAUAUCAAUUUUCAAAAUUAGACGACUUACGUCUGUGAAGAGUGUUUCUUAUGUAUCUCAAUGUCAAGUGAAAGUUCCGGUGUCAAAUUUAAAAUACCCAAGCCAAUAAAGAAAGUAGUGCUUAAGAAGUAAGAACCUGAAAAAAUUUAGCAAAGAAGAAAUCAGACUUAUGUCAGAAUUAGAGGAAUGAGUAAUAGUGCUGGUGACAAGUAUCGAUCUUAAUCUUUAGAGUAAACAGAAGAUGACUUAAUAGACUCAAAAUUCUAUAAAAAUCUCCAAGCACUCAAAGUAAGAAAGAACACUUCUCUCGAUAGAAUCGAUGUCGAUAAGAUAUAGAGAUUAUUUGCAACACCUAAGAAUACCAAUAUGAAUCAUAACAUCUCCUCAGAUUAAAUUGAAUUCCCAAAUAAUGAUAGUAACUUCCACAUGCUUCAAAGCUCUAUAGAUUAAAUUGACAAAAGACUAAAUGAAAUUGAAAAUUAGGUUAUCUAUAGUAAGAUAGGCAGACCUCCACUAGUGCCUCCAAUUUCUAAAGAUAAAUACAAGUAGAUAGCAAGCAAAAAUAGAAUUCUAUUGAGAUAAAAGCUAGAGAAUAUAAAAUAGUAGGAAAAUGUUAACAGUAGUAAUCAAAAUAAUUCUACUAAUCUGCUUCAACCCAUUUAAUAAUAUCCAAAUAGUAUUUCAUCUCUUGCCACUUCAAUCUCUGAAAGCCCAUAUUAUAAAGAAAUGGUUAAGCACAGGAAAAAACUGAAUUUGUCAGGAAUGCUUAAAAAUUUAGAUAGUGGUUAAGCAAAUGUUCAAAAUUAACAUUAUAAGAGAUAAAUUUACAAAAGUGAUAGCAAAACUAGGGAAAACACCAUAAAUAUUAAUAUUUAGGAUGAAGAGUUUCAUCUUCCUACAAUUUGA
Messenger RNA from Stylonychia lemnae, 2199 nucleotides. The record is from the annotation of a GenBank genome assembly. Lineage: Eukaryota; Ciliophora; Spirotrichea; Sporadotrichida; Oxytrichidae.